AUCUUCUGGUGUAUCUUGAACAUGAGAAACCACGGAUGUCACAGCUCUCGAAGGUGGAUGCAUGCGUUUUGCAGCCUGUUGUGCAUCUGGAAGUGCCGAUUGCGUAUUACUAGUAUCAGCCUCCACUUCCACACCAGACGGAGCCAACUGAACCUCGAGAUUCGGGGUCGAUGGAGCACGUUCAUUAUUGACAUUCAGGGGAACAGGGCUGUGGGUGCGGGAAUCGUUCGAGCGCAAUAUCCUUAACUUCUUCGCACUGUCCUUAAUCUUCUUCAGAAGCCGACCGAGUUUACUACGGGGUCGGUGCGAGUUUCCACGAACUGUUACCUCGCUAGUUGUGUGAGUCGAAUCCCUCCGAGUCCGAGUCGAUGAGUUGCCUUUUCUCAUUGUGAAUAGCAGUUGAAGCGAAGCAAGAUGAUAAGAAGGGCCUUAGAGCCUACAUCAUUCAUAUAAAAUAAUAGGCCAUUCUUAGUACCACAGCGUAAAACAACGGACUACCGCCGGGGGGAAGUGUGGGGAAAUUUGAUACUUUCCCAGGAAUUCCUUGCAUUUCUCUCAACGAGUCAGAUUAUUCUAAAACUUCCUGUAUAUUGUAUCUAUCAACUUGACUUUG
Molecule: messenger RNA, 613 nt
Organism: Suillus subalutaceus
Lineage: Eukaryota; Fungi; Basidiomycota; Agaricomycetes; Boletales; Suillaceae
Exons: 4
Coding region: 22-246 (74 amino acids)
Source: RefSeq, a predicted model, not a curated record